This is a messenger RNA of Marmota flaviventris (yellow-bellied marmot), 4416 nucleotides long. RefSeq names its product mitogen-activated protein kinase kinase kinase 15 (gene Map3k15). Gene Ontology annotation, molecular function: ATP binding; MAP kinase kinase kinase activity. The record is from RefSeq and is a predicted model, not a curated record. Gene Ontology annotation, biological process: MAPK cascade; protein phosphorylation; cellular response to stress. NCBI's taxonomy places the organism in Eukaryota, Metazoa, Chordata, Mammalia, Rodentia, Sciuridae.
AUGGAGAGCGGCAACGGGACGCCCCUGGCCGGGGCACUCGGGGCGGCGGCCGAAUCCCCCCAGUGCCGGUUGCCGCCCGGAGGGGAGGGCGCGACGGGGCUGGCUGAGCCCGACCGAGCCGCGGAGGACGCUGCAGCAGGCAGCUGCGGCGGGAGCGGGGGCGGGCCACCGCGGGCUCUGCGGGCAAUAUACGUGCGCAGCGAGAGCUCCCAAGGCGGCGCCGUCGGCGGCCCUGAGGCCGGGGCUCUGCAGUGCCUGCUUCGGGCCUGCGAGGCUGAGGGCGCCCACCUCACCUCCGUGCCCUUCGGGGAGCUAGACUUCGGGGAGACGGCGGUGCUCGAUGCCUUCUACGAUGCAGAUGUUGCUGUUGUAGACAUGAGUGACUUCUCCAGACAGCCUUCCCUCUUCUACCAUCUUGGAGUCCGUGAAAGCUUUGACAUGGCCAAUAAUGUGAUCCUGUACCAUGAUACCGAUGCCGACACAGCACUGUCACUGAAGGAUAUGGUAACUCAAAAAAACACAGCAUCUAGUGGAAAUUAUUAUUUCAUCCCCUACAUUGUGACACCAUGCGCUGAUUAUUUUUGCUGUGAGAGUGACGCCCAGAGGCGAGCCUCGGAGUACAUGCAGCCCAACUGGGAUACCAUUCUGGGCCCGCUGUGCAUGCCCCUGGUGGACAGGUUCAUUAGCCUCCUCAAGGACAUCCAUGUGACCUCAUGUGUUUAUUACAAAGAAACCUUGUUGAAUGACAUCCGGAAAGCCAGAGAGAAAUACCAGGGUGAUGAACUGGCAAAGGAGCUGGCUCGGAUCAAACUCCGCAUGGAUAAUAUUGAAGUUCUGACAUCAGACAUCAUCAUUAAUUUACUCCUGUCCUACCGUGAUAUCCAGGACUAUGAUGCGAUGGUCAAGCUGGUAGAAACUCUGGAGAUGCUGCCUACAUGUGAUUUGGCUGAUCAGCAUAACAUUAAAUUCCACUAUGCAUUUGCAAUGAAUCGGAGAAACAGUGCAGGUGACCGUGAGAAGGCUCUUCAGGUCAUGCUCCAGGUUCUGCAGAGCUGUGACCACCCAGCUCCUGACAUGUUUUGCCUGUGUGGGAGGAUCUACAAGGAUAUCUUCUUGGAUUCAGACUGUAAAGAUGCUGCCAGCAGAGACAGUGCCAUUGAGUGGUAUCGCAAGGGGUUUGAACUGCAGUCAUCUCUUUAUUCGGGAAUUAACCUUGCAGUUUUGCUGAUUGUUGCUGGACAACAAUUUGAAACUUCCAUGGAACUAAGGAAAAUAGGUGUUCGACUGAAUAGUUUGUUGGGAAGAAAAGGGAGCUUGGAGAAAAUGAACAAUUACUGGGAUGUUGGCCAGUUCUUCACUGUCAGCAUGUUGGCCAAUGAUGUCGGGAAGGCGGUGCAAGCAGCAGAGAGGCUAUUCAAGCUGAAACCUCCAGUCUGGUAUCUGCGAUCAUUAGUUCAGAACUUGUUAUUAAUUCGGCGCUUCAAGAAACCCAUUAUUGAACAUUCACCUAGGCAAGAACGGCUUACCUUCUGGUUAGAUAUAAUUUUUGAAGCAACAAAUGAAGUUAGUAAUGGACUCAGAUUUCCAGUUCUGGUGAUAGAGCCAACCAAAGUCUACCAGCCUUCUUAUGUUUCUAUCAACAAUGAAGCUGAGGAGAGAACAGUUUCUUUAUGGCAUGUAUCACCCACAGAAAUGAAACAAAUCCACGAAUGGAAUUUUGCAGCCUCUUCAAUUAAAGGAAUAAGCCUAUCUAAGUUUGAUGAACGGUGUUGUUUUCUUUAUGUCCAUGAUAACUCUGAUGACUUUCAAAUCUACUUUUCCACUGAAGACCAGUGUAGUAGGUUUUGCUUUUUGGUGAAAGAGAUGCUAACCAAUGCAUCAGGCAGUACAGUGGAGCUGGAAGGAGAGGCUGAUGGAGACACCUUAGAGUAUGAGUAUGACUAUGAUGCAAAUGGGGAGAGAGUUGUUUUGGGGAAAGGAACCUACGGGAUUGUGUAUGCUGGCCGAGACCUGAGCAAUCAAGUGCGAAUAGCCAUCAAAGAAAUCCCAGAGAAAGACAGCAGGUACUCUCAGCCUCUGCAUGAGGAGAUAGCCCUGCAUAAAUACCUCAAGCACCGCAAUAUUGUCCAGUACCUGGGCUCGGUUUCAGAGGAUGGCUACAUCAAGAUAUUUAUGGAGCAGGUGCCCGGAGGAAGCCUCUCUGCUCUUUUGCGAUCCAAAUGGGGGCCAAUGAAGGAGCCCACUAUCAAGUUUUAUACCAAACAGAUCCUGGAAGGCCUUAAGUAUCUCCAUGAAAACCAGAUAGUACACAGAGACAUAAAGGGUGAUAAUGUUCUGGUAAACACCUACAGUGGAGUGGUGAAAAUCUCUGAUUUUGGAACCUCUAAACGUCUCGCAGGAGUGAACCCAUGCACAGAAACCUUUACUGGUACUCUGCAGUAUAUGGCACCUGAGAUUAUUGAUCAAGGACCUCGUGGGUAUGGUGCCCCAGCUGAUAUCUGGUCUCUGGGCUGCACCAUCAUUGAGAUGGCCACCAGCAAGCCUCCAUUCCAUGAGCUUGGUGAACCACAGGCAGCAAUGUUCAAAGUGGGAAUGUUUAAGAUCCACCCUGAGAUUCCAGAAGCUCUUUCAACUGAAGCCAGAACCUUCAUCUUAUUCUGUUUUGAGCCUGACCCUCAAAAACGGGCCACUGCCACUGAUCUACUCAGAGAGGGUUUCUUAAGGCAGGUGAACAAGGGCAAGAAGAACCGAAUUGCUUUCAAGCCCUCAGAAGGAACCCGCAUUGUCACCAGUGCCCUGGCCCUGCCGUCACCAGGGGAACCUCUGGGCAGUAGCAGCAGCGAGCAUGGCUCCAUCUCCCCAGACUCUGAUGCCCAGCCUGAUACAUUCUUUGAGAGGACACAGGUGCCCAAGCACCAGCUCAGUCACUUUCUCAGCGUUCCAGACGAGAGCUCAGCCUCAGAAGACCGGAACGCACCUUUGUCCCCAGACGACAGGGACCAGGGCCUCUUUCUGCUGCGCAAGGACAGUGAGCGCCGUGCCAUCUUGUACAAAAUCCUUUGGGAAGAGCAGAAUCAGGUGGUUUCUAACUUGCAGGAGUGUGUGACCCAGAGCUCAGAGGAGUUGCAUCUCUCAGUUGGUCAUAUCAAGCAAAUAAUCGGGAUCUUGAGAGACUUCAUUCGCUCCCCAGAGCACAGGGUGAUGGCAUCCACAAUAUCAAAGUUGAAGGUGGACCUGGAUUUUGACAGCUCAUCCAUCAAUCAGAUUCACCUGGUACUGUUUGGAUUUCAGGAUGCUGUAAAUAAAAUUUUGAGGAACCACUUAAUUAGGCCCCACUGGAUGUUUGCAAUGGAUAACAUCAUCCGCAGAGCAGUGCAAGCUGCGAUCACCAUUCUUAUCCCAGAGCUCCGAGCUCACUUUGAGCCUACGUCUGAGACCGAAGGGGUAGAUAAGGACACAGAUGAAGUGGAAGACGACUAUCCCUUAGUAGACCUGCCUGGAAGCGAAGCCCAGCCCCACCAGCAGCUCCUGAGCCUCCAGCUGAGCAAGCUCAGGCAGGAGAGCAACAGACUCUUGGAACACCUAGUCCAAAAAGAGAGAGAGUACCAGAAUCUUCUACGGCAAACGCUAGAACAGAAAACUCAAGAAUUAUAUCACCUUCAAUUACAAUUCAAUUAUAAUGGUAUGACAAAGAACCUAGCACCCCCUCCUAGGCAGGGAACUGAUAAAGAGCUUAUAGACUGGCUACAACUGCAAGGAACAGAUGCAAAUACAAUUGAAAAGAUUGUUGAAGAAAAUUAUACACUUUCUGAUAUUCUUAACGAUAUCACUAAGGAAGACUUACGAUGCCUUAGACUACGUGGUGGUGUCCUCUGUCGUCUGUGGCACGCAGUCUCCCAGUACAGAAGGCAGGCUCAGGAGUCCUCAGUGACAGAGGACUAGGCUUAAUCACACUCAGCUAAGCUGGGAGGACACAGUGAGCACAUAUCCUCCUGCUUGUGGUUAAAGCUUCUUCUGUACAUGUAUACACAAAUUCUGCUCAGUUUACACAAGAAAAAGAUGUGUUCAAUUAAUUCAAGAAUCUGGUGAAGUUUGUCAUUUUUUUGUGUCAUUUUUUAAAACCUAUUAUUUAUGAAUGUUUUAAAGAUUAUAUAGAACUGUAUGUAAUGUGAAUAGUGAGCUUUAGUUUUGAUAUCCUAGAGUAUUAGGAGAAUCUCAGAAAAAGAGACUCAGCAUUCUGUUAUUUUAAAUACAAUGGUAGUUUAAAAUGAGACAGGUGUUGUAGGGUAAGCAUUAUUAACUAGUAUAGAACCUAAAUGUGAUAGGACUGUAACCACUGAUGUGUAAAUGGAGAAAACUAGUUGUUUGGCCUUUCACCUGUUGCCUGGUUAUAAUAAUAAAAAAAAUAUGAAGAAA